CGGCGGCCUCCGCUUUAAGGUUACGUAAUUGGAUGACGCAUCUGAAAAGUGCAUCAUGUCAGCAAGUCUCCUCAACCGGAUGUCGCUCCGCCUCGCCUCCCUCGCUGCCCACCUGCGCCCUGCCCCCCGCUUUGCCCCCCGCUACUUUGCCUCCACCCGCACCAUAGGACAGUCAACCUCCAACGCCAUGUCCAACGACAUCAAGGCCUUCGUCGACAAGACCAUCGCAGACAACAAGGUCGUCGUCUUCUCCAAGUCCUACUGCCCCUACUGCAAGCGCGCCAAGCAGUACCUCGCCGAAGACACCAGCGACGUCCUCGUCCUUGAGCUCGAUGAGAGGGAAGACGGCUCGCAAAUCCAGGCCUACCUUCCCACCCUCUCUGGCUUCUCCACCGUGCCCCAGAUCUUCAUCAACAAGGAGUCUAUUGGUGGUUCCAGCGACCUCCUCAAGCUCUCCCAUGACCAGGUCAAGGCCAAGAUUGCUGCCUAAUCAGGUCUGAAUGAAGGAAGAAUGGGACGACUGAGAUGAUAAAAGUCGAUCUAUAAAGUAUGCAUUUGUUGUCGAAUGCGCUUCCUCGCUGCUGCUCCUGUACAUACAUGCCAUGCAAUCGUCUCUC
Messenger RNA from Cryptococcus amylolentus CBS 6039, 617 nucleotides. Its product is annotated as glutaredoxin. Gene Ontology annotation, cellular component: cytoplasm; nucleus. Gene Ontology annotation, molecular function: glutathione disulfide oxidoreductase activity. Lineage: Eukaryota; Fungi; Basidiomycota; Tremellomycetes; Tremellales; Cryptococcaceae. The coding region runs from base 56 to 490 and encodes 144 amino acids. The transcript is spliced from 4 exons. The record is from RefSeq and is a predicted model, not a curated record. Gene Ontology annotation, biological process: cellular response to oxidative stress.